AGAUAAUGCUCUAGAAAUGGAUACCGGAAGGGAAGGAUUCUUGAACUGCGGUGGAACCCCUGAUUGGUUGGGAGACUGAGACAGGCUGCAAUAACGGGACCACGCUUUCAAGAGAGGCUUAAGGAGUGCCUUGCACCCUUUGGGACCCCCUCCCCUCUUCUGAAAUGAAGAGAACGUGAGCUUCUUUGCCGUUCUCCUGCCUACCCAUCCGCCCCACUUUUAAUAUCCUAGGGAGCGGCUGCUGAAGCCCUCGCACCUGUCUUGAUUGCGCGAUAUUUAUGGAAGUCCAUACAUCUGGGGAGGGACAGGUGUGGGACGCUGGGCCCCUAAGGCUGAACGUCCAAGGGCAGCUGUGCUCGGGUUUCCGUAGGCCGAUGCCUUCCUCUUCCUCCUCUGCUGCUGGAGCCUGCGUUCAGCUCUCAACACCUCUUAAGCCAUGUUGCGAGGCACCUCCUGUUAAACACAAACACACACAGCGUUUUAAGAGAGUCAGGCAGGUGAAAGAACCGUCCCUCCGGCGGUCUGAAGGGAAUCCAGAGUGAAUGUACUGAAAUGAGGAGGAGGAGGAGGAGAGUGAUUUCCACUGGAUAGUAAUUGAAUAGCUGACGUGUCUGGGUUGGGCUCAAGUCUCCGCUUGCCUGAGUGAUCGGCCAUGUACCCCUUCAGUAUUACAGCCAUUGUUGGUGUGCUGGCUGUCUAUCUGGUGAUCGGCUAUGGAGCAUCUCUGCUCUGCAACUUGAUCGGCUUUGUUUACCCUGCGUACAUCUCCAUCAAGGCCAUUGAAAGUCCUAACAAAGAUGAUGACACACAGUGGCUGACCUAUUGGGUGGUGUAUGGCAUCUUCAGCAUAGGAGAAUUUUUCUCUGACAUCUUUCUCUCCUGGUUCCCUUUCUACUACAUGAUGAAGUGUGGUUUCCUGUUAUGGUGCAUGGCCCCAAGUCCCUCAAAUGGAGCAGAGUUCCUGUACCACCGAAUUAUCCGCCCUUUCUUCCUGAAGCACGAGGCGCAGCUGGACAGUGUAGUGAAGGAUCUGAAAGACAAAGCUGCAGAGACAGCAGAUACAAUCACUAAAGAAGCCAAGAAAGCAACAAUAAAUCUAUUGGGGGAGGAAAAGAAAAGUACCUAAAACUGGAAAAAAAAGUUUCUUCGUCACUUCUCUUAUGCAGCUUGAUAUUACUGGGGACUGUGAUAUAGUGAUUUGGAAAAUGUUGCCUUGGAAACUUUUUUUAAUUUAAUAAAGCCUUUAUUAUGAAGGAAUGUGUUUUUAAAUUUGCUUGCUCUUUUGCAGUUCGCUGUAUUAAAAGUAAGCAUUUUUAUAUCAAACCAGUGCAGUGGGUGGUAUCUAAUGCUUAUACAGGUUAGUUUAUUUGUCUCCUAAACAAAGAGAAGUCUUCAGUGAUGUCUUGCAGUUAAAGUAAACUUAAAUAAAAUAUCCCCAGGCUGUGACCAUUA
Molecule: messenger RNA, 1452 nt
Organism: Heteronotia binoei (common prickly gecko)
Lineage: Eukaryota; Metazoa; Chordata; Lepidosauria; Squamata; Gekkonidae
Gene: REEP5
Product: receptor accessory protein 5
Exons: 5
Coding region: 653-1126 (157 amino acids)
Source: RefSeq, a predicted model, not a curated record